Messenger RNA from Yarrowia lipolytica CLIB122, 1797 nucleotides. RefSeq lists its product as uncharacterized. The record is from RefSeq and is a predicted model, not a curated record. Gene Ontology annotation, biological process: secondary metabolic process. Gene Ontology annotation, molecular function: CoA-ligase activity. NCBI's taxonomy places the organism in Eukaryota, Fungi, Ascomycota, Dipodascomycetes, Dipodascales.
AUGGUCCAGAUCAUCCACAAGGCGCCCCUCGGCGACAUGGCCGAAUCUGAGCUCUUUUACGGCUCCAUUCCGGACUUUAUGCGAUCCUCCAGGUUUGCAGACGAUGACACCCGCAUCUCCGUGGUGGACUACGACACCGACAAGGCCAUGACUCUGGCCCGAGUCUUCAAGGUCUCGGGCAUGCUGCGGGCCCAGUUCUUCCACACGUACGACGUGGGCAAGAAAAAGGACGGAGACGCCAACCCCAAGGUCAUCUUCUACGUGGGAAACACCGCCGACAACCUGGCUUGUCACAUUGCCCUCCAUGAUCUGGGGGCCAUCAUUUCCCCAGCCUCCACAGCCUACGACGUGAACGAUCUGCUGCACCAGAUCAACGUUGUGGACGCCGCUCUGAUUGUGGCCGAGGCCGCCAGGGCCGAUGUUGCUCGAGAAGCCGUGGCCAAGGCGGGCGAUAAAUUCAAGCACGUCAAGGUCGUGGUCUUUGAGGAGCUGCUGGAGCAGAACCGACGAGUGCGACCCAACCUGAUUCGAGUCGCCCCCAUUGUGCAUCUUUCCAAGGAGCAGGCCUACACAACCCUCGCCUACCUGGGCAUGUCUUCCGGAACCUCUGGAGGAGUGCCCAAGGCCGUGGAGCUCACCCAUUUCGCCAUGACCUCGAACGUGCAGCAGACAGCAAAGAAUGCACCUAACCUCGUUGAUGACGACACGGUUUGUUCUGCUGUGAUUCCUACUUCCCACAUUUACGGUCUCGCUCUGUUCAUGCUGCACAUGCCCUUCCUGGGAGCCAAGGUGGUCUACCACAAGAAGUUCGAUCUUGUGGAGAUGCUCGAGGGCCAGAAGAAACACGGCGUCAACUACUGGGUGUUGGUUCCCCCCAUCAUUGUCGCUCUGGCAAAGCACCCCAUCAUCGACCGGUACCUGGACUCAAUUCGAGCCAACCUCAAGACCAUCACCAGUGGAGCUGCUCCUCUGGGAGGCAACGUGGUUGAUGCCGUCCAGACCCGAUUCACCGGCAACACCCGAGGAACCCUGCCUAACAACCGACGAAUCGUCAUCUACCAGGGCUACGGUCUCACCGAGACUGCCCCCAUUGCCUGCCUCUGUGACCCUCUGUGGGACAACCUCAAUGUGGUGACUGUGGGAACUCUGGUGCCCAACACCGAGGCUCGAAUUGUCGAUGAGAACGGAGAUGAUCAGCCUGCCUUUGAGGUUACUGACGCUCGAGCUCUGGGAGACGCUGUUCGACGAGGAGACAAGAUCCCUUCCGGAGAACUGUACCUACGAGGACCCCAGAUCAUGUCUGGCUACCACAAGAACCCCAAGUCCACCGAGGAGUCAUUCGAGUACGUCGAUUACAAGGCCGAGGGUCUACGACACUACCAGGACCGAUGGCUCAAGACCGGCGAUGUGGCUGUCAUUGACAACUUCGGCCGAAUCCAGAUUGUCGACCGAACCAAGGAGCUCAUCAAGUCCAUGUCCAAGCAGGUGGCCCCCGCAGAGCUUGAGGCUCUUCUUCUGUCUCAUCCCGACGUGGUGGACGUGGCAGUCAUUGGUGUGUGGCAGGAGGAGAAGGCCACCGAGUCUGCUCGAGCCUUUUUGGUGGUCCGAGACCCCAAGGUUGAUGUUGUCGCCAUCAAGAAGUGGAUGGACGAGCAGGUCCCUUCCUACAAGCGGCUGUAUGGAGGAGUUGUUGUCAUUGACGCUAUUCCCAAGAACCCUUCUGGAAAGAUUCUGCGGCGUCUUCUGAGACAGCGAAAGGACGAUGUUGUUCAGGGUCUUGAUCAGGCUAAGCUGUAA